CCCGGGCUGCCCCCCGGUGCCGCCGCCGCCGCCCUCCUGGUCUCCGGCCCCGACGGGGAGAUGCUCUGGCUGGACGUCGCCCACCGGCCCGGGCAGGCGCCCCGGGUGCGACUCAUGGGACGGUACCUGCUGCCCCCCUGCAAGCAGCGCUGGCACACCUGCGCGGCCUUCCUGCCCCAGGGAGGGCUCCUGGUCUGCGGGGACCGCCGGGGCUCCCUCCUCCUCUUCCCUUGCAGCAGCUCCCUGGAGUGGGCUGCAGAAAGCUCCGGCGGUGCCGAUGGCGGCACCGACCCAGGCGGCGAGGACUCCGGCAGCGGGUCGGAGCCCUCUCGCUUGUUGUGCAAAGGGGCUCUUCCCCUCGAGACCCCGCUGUCCGUGCUCUUCGGGCUCCACGGGAAGACGGGGGUUACCUCGGUGACCUGCCACGGGGACUACAUUUACAGCACCGGCCGGGACGGCUGCUACCGCCAGCUCCGCCUGCGGGGCCAGCAGCUGGAGGUCCUGCGGAAGCACCGGCCCUGCAAAGGGCUGCAGUGGAUUGAGGAGCUGCGCUUCGCCCCGGAUGGGGACCUCCUCGUGCUGGGCUUUCAUGCCGACAACUUCGUGGUGUGGAGCAGCAGGACCGGCGAGAACCUCCACUGCAUCCCCUGCGGUGGGGGGCACCGCUCCUGGAGCUACUGCAGCAGCCCCUCGGCCGAGGCCUUCGCCUUCAUCAAGUGCGGGGACGUGAUGCUGUACCGCUGCGAGGCCGAGCCCCGCGAGCAGCAGGUGCUCCUGGCAUCCCUGCACGGGCGGGAGAUGGCCUGCGUACGGCGCCUGGGGGCGGUGGAGGUGCCUGGCCAUGCUGCCCUUAACAUCUUCGUCACCGGCAGCGAGGACACCACGGCCUGCGUCCUGGCGCUCAGCGAGGGCUCCCGGGCAGCUGUGCCCCUCGCCCGGCUCAGUGACCACAUUUCCAGCGUGAGAGCGCUGGCGCUGGCUGGCCCCGCGGGACCCGGUGACGAGGGCUUCGGUGACGAGGGUUUGUCUGCCCUGCUCUUCUCUGCGGGUGGCCGGGCACAGAUCGAGUGCUACCGCCUGCUGUGUUCCAGGGACCCAGCUUCCGAGAGCGCUGUGGCCUGCCAGGUCAUCCAUGUAGCCUCCCACCGGCUGGACGAGCACUGGGAGCGGAAGAAGAACAGGCACAAGCUUGUCAAGAUGGACCCGGAGACAAGGUACAUGUCCCUCUCGGUCGUGCCUGGGACCAGCACCGAGCAGCUGCCAAUGCCCUGGAAGUUCCUGGCUGCUGCCUGCAGUGACGGAUCGGUCCGGGUCUUCGGGCUGCUGGAGGCCACCCAGAAGCUGGUGCUGGUGGCGGAGUCAUUUCACCACCAGCGCUGCGUGCUCAAGGUGGAGGCAUUCCUGCAUAUGCGGGCAGGAGGGGAGAGGAGGCACCUCCUGUGCAGUGCAGCCACUGACGGCAGCGUUGCCUUCUGGGACAUCACCGGCGCUGUUGCGGAUGCGGCGGACGCCCUGUGCCGAGAGGAGGGAGAGAUGCAGCUCCUGGCCCUGGGCGCCCCGCUGCUCACCAUCAUGGCCCACAGCUGCGGUGUGAACAGCCUCCACGUCCACGAGACGCCGGAGGGACGGUACCUGGUGGCCAGCGGCAGCGAUGACGGCUCCAUCCACCUCUGCCUGCUGGAGGUAGCCCUGGGCGGGGGCGAGGCCGUGGCGGGGACCUGCCUGCGUGUCCUGGAGCGGGUGGCCAGGCCCUGCGCCCAUGCCGCCCACGUGACGGGAAUCCGGGUGCUGCGGCCGGACCUGCUGCUCUCCGCCUCGGUGGACCAGCGCUUGACGCUGUGGCGCCGGGGCCCGGGCGGGCUGGACACGCUCAGCACCACCUUCUUCCACGUGCCUGACCUGGCUGAGCUGGACUGCUGGGAGGUGGCAGAGGCCGGCAGGGAGCUGCAGUACUACUGCGUGCUCUGUGGGCAGGGUCUGGAGAUGCUGCAUGGUACGGCUCCCCCCGAGCCCCCUCCGCCGGAGGCUCACCAGUAA
Messenger RNA from Haliaeetus leucocephalus (bald eagle), 2037 nucleotides. It is a transcript of the gene WDR6, whose product is annotated as WD repeat domain 6. Gene Ontology annotation, cellular component: cytoplasm. NCBI's taxonomy places the organism in Eukaryota, Metazoa, Chordata, Aves, Accipitriformes, Accipitridae. The record is from RefSeq and is a predicted model, not a curated record. The transcript is spliced from 5 exons. Gene Ontology annotation, biological process: tRNA methylation. The annotation marks the transcript as partial. Gene Ontology annotation, molecular function: protein binding.